AAAUGUUUGUGUUGAAAUGUUCCCGUUGCUUCUUAGUAAACUUAGGCGUCUUGCAAUAAUGUUAAAUGAUCAGUGAGGUGUAAAAUGACGAACAGAGACAUGCUACGUCACUCACAUGAGAAGCAAAAGUUCAUAGUACCAUUCUGCGGUUUUCGAGCAAUUUCCGUCAGUAUCUCCGUCACGCUAUACAAUGUAUAUCGCUUAUCUAUUUUAUUUAUGAGCCGCGACUUCAUGAAAACAUUCUGAGAUGAAUACAAAAUUUCAUUUGAGCAACAGUUCAGAAAAUAUUGUCAAGUGAUUUGAAUAAUUUUUUUCCAUUUUCAUCUUCAAAAUGCUAAUUGGCAAUUCAAAAAAGGUCAAAGAAUUGUGUUGUUUUCAUAUUCUCCAAGGACGUAGAGCGUUUCUAAAACAUGCCGCUUAUUCUAUUUUCUAAAGUCACUUUUGUGGGUUUUAGGGAUGUCUAAUAUGAGCAAUGUCUAUACUCUCCACAUUUUUAAGAACGAGGGUUAAAAACGCAAGUCAUGUUCUCGUUACCAUUUACGUGAAAACUCAUUGUGUGAAGUCAGUGUUUCGUAAACAAAGUGACAUGGAUCAAUAUAAAUACCAGAAAUUACAUACGAAGUGUUGUUGAAUAAAUUACGCAUGAAGGAAACAUCUACAGCAAUAAAAUAUACAUCUGGAGGAGAUUACCCCAAACCAUAUUUAAAGAACUAUUUACCCUAGAAAUUUAGUAACUUAGCUUAGACAGCGAUGAUCAUUUGAACGCGCUGUUGUUUCGUGACCAUUUGACAAUCAACUGUGAAUAAAUAUUUAUGUAUUAGAGUGUACUUUGAAACUGAAAGACCGCUGGAGGCUGAUUUCUCCUGUCCGUAGUGGUGCAAUAUUUUUAACACCUAACAGCAUCUCAUGGAAGUAGCGGAUGUAAAGCUGAUUGCCAAAUUUUGAGCCGUAACAUUGUAAGAAAUGUACGAAAAUAAGUAACGAGAAUUGAAGAUUCGAACGGUUGUAACUGAAUGAAUGUGUUGCUCUCUCCGUGAUCUCAUUAUAACCUUGUUCAGCUGCAAAUCUCUCCAGACGCCUCUGACGGAAGCAUGGCAAGCACAAAGCGCAACAGAAACUACAAUCCUACCAAAAGCACCACUUACCACAACAACGACAGCAUGAAGGAUUGCGCCACACAAAAGGACAAGCUUCUUUUUGAAGAACGCGAAAUGCCAAAGGGUCUUCGAGAACCCUUCAUCAAGUCGGGAUAUAGAAGAGCUUACAGUACACCUUGGCAGUGUUUCAAGAGCCUUUUCUACCUAAACAAUGAGAGCUUUAACGUGUGGAGCCACAUUUUAACAACAUGUUACUUUUUGGUGCGUUAUGGAACGGCCGCCGCCACUCAGUGCAACUCGUUGCUAGAUCCUUUCAAUUUACCUCUCUUUGCCUCUGCCUUUGGAACUCUAAUACUUUACUCCACAAGCUCCGUUGCGCAUCUUCUCAACUCUAUGUCUGAGCGAGGAUACAAAAUCUGCUUCUUCUUUGACUACGCCGCCGUAAGCCUGUACACAUUUACCUCGAGCCAAGCAAUGUUCUUCUACGUUCGGCCAAUGAACACACAGUGUAUAAUCUUUGAGUCGCCAUCUUUGUACCUGUGUUUAGCGGCACUCUUUUCGUUUCUUGUGACGUACGGUUGCUGUAAGACUGAUGCUGCAGUCAACAAGUUCAGUACCCUUCUCCGUGCUUUACCUGCCCUCGUUGCCUGGGUUUUCAGCACUCUGCCAUUUACAGCUGGCGUGACGCUAUGCAGCUGUCACGCAACAAACUCAUCGUGUAGAGCUUUGUCUGCCUGUAGUAGCGAGUCUGUCAGUUACUAUCUCCGUCACGUAUUUUGCACAACUCUCGCGGGCUUCAUGUACAGCAGUAGGUUACCUGAACGACUUUUUCCCGGGAGGUUUGAUCUCAUUGGUAACAGCCACCACUUCCUGCACCUUUGCGUUGCCCUGGCAACGGAAUAUGCGUUCAAAAUCUUGGACCUUAAUGUCAGCUAUCUGAAGAAAGAGCACUUGUUGGAGGAAACAACUGCCUAUGUCUCGCUUAUCAACACCAUGGGUGUGGCCAUAUUGGUGAUGUUUAUAAACACUGGAAUUUCUGUCUGGUUUGCAAAGAACCUUAAGGUUAAGGAGAGUGUUUAGAAGAAUUACACUCAAUACAUAAAACAUUCCAGACUCCUACCCAGACGCUCUUUGGCUUCGUCACGCAAUGCUCAGGAGCCUGAUUGCGUGACUAGCGUAACGAACCUCUGCCUAGAAGACUAUUAUGGCUGUGGCGUCGUCUGAAAUUUUCCCCAGCUUCAAAAUAAUAAUUAAGCAAAUCACAGUUUAAGGGUUAUUUUGUAAUUAUGGCUAAUAAAGAUUUGGAACGAUUAAAAGUAAAAAUUUGAGUACUAGCUGCCUGGAAUAACCAUAGGGACUAGCGGAGCA
Molecule: messenger RNA, 2465 nt
Organism: Orbicella faveolata
Lineage: Eukaryota; Metazoa; Cnidaria; Anthozoa; Scleractinia; Merulinidae
Product: membrane progestin receptor gamma-B-like
Cellular component (GO): membrane
Molecular function (GO): signaling receptor activity
Source: RefSeq, a predicted model, not a curated record